AUGUUUAAUCCUUUUAAGCCGGAAUUCUCAGACUUGGAUUACGCAGAUGUUGACUAUAGAUCUUAUGGACCUAUUAACUACAAGGCUGCCAGUAUUGCGCUGUUACAGAAUCGAAAACAACCAUUACAAAAUUAUCAGCAUCAACAAGAAAAUAAACCACAAAUGUACGGAAUACAAGAUGAAAAUGAAGAGUUGCUCUAA
Molecule: messenger RNA, 201 nt
Organism: Cotesia congregata
Lineage: Eukaryota; Metazoa; Arthropoda; Insecta; Hymenoptera; Braconidae
Source: the annotation of a GenBank genome assembly